AUGACUAAUUCGCCUCCUGGAUCACCGCCCCGCAGCGGUAUCCAGCGUCCAUUGAGCGCGAUAAUGAGGCCUCCCCGGAGCCACAGUCGUUUGAGCGUUGGAAGCAAGCAAGGGGGAGGGAGUCGGGCGUCGGACGAAGACGGAAAGACCGCAGUCAAAGUCGCUGUUCGAGUACGACCACCGUUGAAGCCCACAGACCCUGGCUACGAAUUGAUACCCCCUCGGUUCCAACGGGCAACAGUCCAUGUCACAUCUGAUACGAGCUUAGCCGUGGACUCCCCUCAGGGUCGCAAACUCUUUGUUUUCGACAGAGUAUUCAACGAGACCAUUGACCAAGACGGUAUUUGGCAAUAUCUCCAAGACAGCGUCAACUCGUUCGUGCAGGGGUACAAUGUAUCAAUAUUGGCGUAUGGACAGUCCGGUGCCGGAAAAUCGUACACUAUGGGUACAUCCGGUCCCGCUGAACAGAAUGAUCCCCAAGCCAUGGGUAUCGUCCCCCGUGCGGCGCAGAUGCUUUUUGAAAAAUUAACGGAUAGCAAUGCGAAUCACUCCCGGACAGGAUCUACAGGAUUGCGGACCCCCGCAAGAUACUCAAUAGCGUCAUCUUUGCCGAAUUUUGGAAAGGGGAACUUGGAUAAAAACUGGCAACUAAAGGCCACUUAUGUCGAGAUCUACAACGAGCACCUUAGAGACCUUUUGGUUCCAGAAUCUACUCCAAUGAGCGAUCGAAACACUGUCACUAUCAGAGAGGAUACCAAGGGACGCAUCAUUCUCACCGGAUUAAACCAAGUGAACAUCAACUCCUUCGAAGACCUUCUCGGCGCCCUAAAUUUUGGUUCUGCGAUUCGACAGACAGAUGCUACGGCAGUUAACGCCAAAUCGUCUCGUUCGCACGCGGUUUUCAGCUUGAAUCUUGUUCAGCGCAAGGACCCAACCUCUACCAUGUCGGCAAAGGAAAAGCGAUUCUCUGUCCCUGUUGAGGCCUUUUCCGGUGCUGAUACUUCAUUUGUGACGGUCGAUAGUAAACUUCACUUCGUGGAUCUGGCUGGCAGCGAACGUUUGAAGAAUACUGGCGCGUCGGGAGAACGAGCGAAGGAAGGUAUAUCGAUUAAUGCUGGACUGGCAAGUUUGGGCAAGGUUAUCUCGCAGCUCUCCUCCCGUCACGCUGGAGCGCACGUUUCCUAUCGGGACUCCAAGCUCACACGCCUCCUUCAAGAUUCUUUGGGUGGCAAUGCGAUUACUUACAUGAUUGCUUGCGUGACUCCUGCCGAAUUUCAUCUCAGUGAAACCUUGAAUACUGUACAGUAUGCACAGCGAGCCAGGGCUAUCCAGAGUAAACCGAGGAUUCAGCAAGUUACCGAUGAGCGUGACAAGCAAGCUGUUAUUGAACGACUCAAGGCUGAAGUUGCUUUUUUGCGCCAACAAAUCCGGAACACCGAGGGCGGUGAGAGACGAAGUGGGCCUCUCCAAGACCGGUCAGAACGCCAAAGCGAACGUGAGAUAGAACUACAGAAUCACUUGUUGGAUAUCCAAGAGAGCUACACCGCCUUGAGUCAGCGCCACGCAAAGCUGAUCUCAGAGCUCACAAAAGCCUCCGAUUUCAACGGUGACGAUGACGACUUACAGAAUAUAAUCAGUGGCAGUGCCAUGGAGAGGUUGAAACGCUCACAUUCUUUUGCGGAAUCUGUCGAGCAAGUCGUCCUGGAAUACGAAAAGACAAUCCAAAGCCUAGAGUCCUCCUUGUCCAACACUCGUUCAUCGCUGUCGAAUACUGAGAGCACGCUUCUUGAAAGGGAGACGAAAUGUGCCUAUGUUGAGACAGUCAACUCUCAGCUCCAAGCCCGCAUUCAAAAGAUGAUGGACAGAGAGGCGAACACUGAGAGCUAUCUUCAUGAUCUAGAAUCCAAGCUUGAUGGUCACGCCUCAGGUGAAGAAAAGAACGCCUCAAUCAUUGCUGAAUUGCGCAAGGAGAUCGCACGUGCCCGAGAAAAUGAGGCGAGCUGCGAGGAUUAUAUCUCAACUUUGGAGGAAAGACUUGCCGAAGCCGACCAGGAUAUGGAACUAAUGCAACGAGAAAUGGAGAGAUUGGAACAUGUCAUCGACCGCCAACGGAGUCUUGGGAAGCUGGACACUCUACUUUACGAGUUGGAUCACAUCCAGCAAAAUGGUUCCAGGGGGGAGAAGGAAAAAGAUGUUAUUGUAGGCCCUCCACCUGCUACCGUACAGAAACGAAAGACUUCACGCGCACGAAGUCUUCAGCUCGAUGUCCUUAUGGAAGCUGCAGAGACCGCUAUUCCAGAAUCGGAUGACGAUCUCGUGGAUCAACCACUGUCAGAUGAAAACUUGCCAAGCGUUGAUGCUCCUAAUGACGAUUCUGGUUUGGAAGCACUUGAAAGAGCCUCAGCACCCCAGAAUGCGGACAACCUGACGGCCCACGAUGAAUAUCCUCCGCAAAGCCCCGCACAGUCACGCUUUGUUGCUGACAAGCUCGAGAGCGUGACCCACGAGUUGUUUGAACUUCGGAUUCAGCAUGAGAACACGGUCAAUGAGUAUGAUCUCCUUCAUGCGAAGUAUGACGAAGCUCUACGCACCCUUGCAGAACUUCGCGAUGCUGUUGACGAAGCCAGACAUCCAGCUGAGCCCACUACCCUCUCUCCAAUGGGUAAAACACACCCGGUUUCUUUUUUAGAAGACGUCGGAGCUCAGCAACUGAAAAAUGGAAACCAAUGUUCAUUGUCGCGAUCGCUUUCUUCGGAGCCCUCCUUGGAAGGGGAGUCGUCUAUUUCACUUGGCGAGCCGGACACUCUGGCCAUCCAGAGAGCGGAAUCAAGCCAACGAGAUGUUUGCGAGAAAGAUGAAACUAGCUCUCGUGAACUUGAAAGCCUACGGAGGCUUUUAGUAGAACACCAAGAAGGGAUGGGUGUUGUAACACAGAAAUAUGCUGAGCUCCAAGCCGAACAUGAAGAAACCCUUGGCCUAGUCGAGCAGCUCAAAGCGGAGGUUCAGAGAACUAAAGUGGUUUCUCCAACCACUCCAACAACUCCGAAAUCCCAGGUAAUCCGCCGGAUGACUAGCCAAAAUCUUAUCAAUCCAGACCGUGCUCAUAGAUCAUUUGCAACGCUGCGUAACAUUGCCGCUGAGGAAUUUGAGAGUCGACCGGAUACUAUGCAAAAUUUCGAGCUUAACCUCAAUACGGCAAUGCAUGAGCUUCACUCGCGAAUGGAACGGAUCCAAGCUCUUGAAGCUGAGAACAAGAACGUCAAGAAGGAAAUGGAAAUGAAAGCUACUAUAAUAUCCGGCUUGACCCGAGAAAGAUCUAGUUUGCAAGGCCAGUCGCCAGUUGAUUCCUCUGUUGUUUCUCAAAUGCGGGAUCAGAUUGUGCACUGCGAGACACAAAUUAAAGAACUUCAAGAAGCCCAUGAUAUUCGAGAGAAAGAACUCACUUCCGAACUGCAAACCCUUAAUGAGAUGCUGACUGUCCACAAAACUGCACUUGAACACAAGGAGGUGGAGGUUCAAGGCCAUAAGGAGAGGAUCGUACAACUCGAAGAUGAAAACACACAGUGGCAAGAAAAGCACCAGUCCGUCAUGUCCGACCUUGAGUCUGCACAGGAGAAAUUACAAUCUACGAUUGAGGAACUCCAGAGGGCGACGACUGAGCGAUCUCAGUGGCAAGACAAGCACCAAGCUGCCGCGGACGAGCUGGUAGCUUCUGAGAAACAACUUCAGACGACCCGUGCCGAACUUGACGCUGCCCUUGCCAGUGUGGACGCUAUGAGGAGCGAACGAAACGAGGUAGAUGGAGCCAACGCCCAGCAAAUCGCCGACGCAGCUACAAGCUUGGAAAACGAGCGACUUAAGCAUCAAGAACUCGUUGAUAGCCUUAAGAAGGAUAUUGAAGAGCUCAAGGAAUCUAUCGCUGCCAAUAUGUCAACGAUCUCUGAUCUUGAGAAGGCCCACACCGACAGCAGGACUGAACUUGCCGACCGCAUCGCUGAGAAAGAAACCACUAGCAAGGAGCUUGAGUCCUAUCGCAGUCGAGUCAACGAACUGUCUCGACAGAUUGAAAGCCACAAGAGCGCCUCCGAAGCACAACAAGCGGAACUAGCCUCGCUCCAGAUGUCUCAUGCGGAGGAAUUAAAAGAGCUGGAAAUCCGAACAAAAGCAGCGGCAGAAGCGGAGUACGAAUCACGUAUUGCACAGGAGAAUGUUAAGCAUCAACAGGCUCUCGAUGAUUUACAAGCUGAGAUUACUUCCUCUAAAAACGAAUUGACUCAGCUUCUCAACACAAUCAACUCCGUCCUAAGCACCCCUGUGACUGUUGAUACCAUUCACACCCAGCUGCAAGAUAUCAUUUCCCAGAAACAACAUUUUGCCGACAAAUACUCGGAGCUUAUCGAAGCCAAUGAGGCGCUUCUUCGUCAAGUUGACGAAAAGCAAAGCGGUCAUGCCGAUCUUGAACAGCAGAUUUCCGCUCUAAAUGACAAGAGCGAGAAGCAGGAGGCCAAGGUCAAUGAGCUUGCCCACCUGGUGGCUACCCAUGAGGACUCACUCAGUGCUAAGGACGAGCUUAUCAAGAAGAAAGAAGCUCUCAUUACUGAACUUAAGACUGAGAAGGACAAAAGCUUGCGACUGGUGGAGGAGCUCGAAGAACAAAUCACGAACACCUUCGACCAACAUCAUAAUCGUUUGUCGGUCAUCCAGGCUGAACGCAAUCAAGCUCUGGAGGAAGCAAACGCGAAGGUUGCACUAUACGAGAAAGAAGUCGAAUCCUACCGUGCGCGUAUUGAACAACUCGAGGCGCACACUAGGAAUGGCUCCCCCGAAGGUCACAAUGCCGACCGUACGAGUUCCAUAUCAUCGAACCUCAGAAAGAGCGCCUCUGCUGCAUCUCUCCCUUCCCCGCCUCCCGCAAUUCCUCUCCCACCACUUCCAAAUAUCGCCGCUGCCGCCAAUACCGGCAGCAUUUCCCCACCUAGCUCGAGGCAUACAAGCAAGGAGCUUGUGAAUGCUCAACUCGUCGAGGAUCAGGAAGCUCGCAUUCGCACAAUUGAGAAGCACCUGCAUGCGGAGAAGCAGCUUACCGCAACAUUAGAAGAAGCUCUCGGCGACCUCGAGGCUCAAAGUAACAAGGUAAAAACGGACAUGGAAGGCUGGAAGAAGAAGGCCUGGCAGCUGGAAGAAGAACUGAAUACUCUGCGAUCUGAACGUAAUUCCGCCAGACUUUCUCUCCAAGCUGUGGAAGAAGAGCGAAAUGCCCGACGAGAAGCAGAAGCGGCCCGCGCGCAUCUGGAAGAGAAGAUGAAUGCCAUCAGCAAGAAAAAGAAAAAGAGCACGUUGAACUGCUUCUAAGAAGCAGAGAACUCGAACCCAAAUUUUCUACCCUGCUUCGCUUGCCCCUUUCCUGAUAUCUACCCACAUCCCUCGCAACAUUUCCACUGUCUCAUAAUGUCUGUCGCUUAUCCACCCCCUUCUCAGCAGUCGUUUUUUCUAAUGCACAUGUACAUCCCAUCGCUUUGCUUUUUACCUUCUUAUGAUGUCAUUUAUGAACCCCGCUCCAUACAUCGGAUGCUCAUACAUGCUUGUCUUUGAUGUGGUGUUUCUUCUGAGUCCUGGAUAUCUUGUGUAUUAUUUCUUCCUUGGUCGCCUCAUCUGCGGCGCGCUUUGUUAUUUAUCAUUUUGCUUCAUACCCCCUUUUUCUGUUUAUUUUCAUUUUUGAUUUUGACCACGUUAUGAAGAUACCAUCUGAGAUUGACAAGUAUUGUCACCAUGUAAUUCCACAUAAUGGUAAAUCUUAACCAACGAAAAGGGGGAGGGGGUCUGCAUUUAUUUUGGCUUCAUUUCUGUAAAGUCCUGAUUGAUUUAUCCAUCUCUUUUCCUCCCCGUCCUCGCUUCUUUUCACCUCAGUUACCCUUGGAUUACAUGUGUACUAGCUCAACUUCGACCCUUGAAACUUUGCUCUAUGCCAAAUUGCAAUUGUCAAUCUUGCUAC
Messenger RNA from Coccidioides posadasii C735 delta SOWgp, 5992 nucleotides. RefSeq lists its product as uncharacterized. Gene Ontology annotation, biological process: microtubule-based movement; mitotic spindle organization; spindle elongation. The record is from RefSeq and is a predicted model, not a curated record. Gene Ontology annotation, molecular function: microtubule motor activity; microtubule binding; ATP binding. Lineage: Eukaryota; Fungi; Ascomycota; Eurotiomycetes; Onygenales; Onygenaceae. Gene Ontology annotation, cellular component: microtubule associated complex.